Messenger RNA from Orycteropus afer afer, 4805 nucleotides. NCBI's taxonomy places the organism in Eukaryota, Metazoa, Chordata, Mammalia, Tubulidentata, Orycteropodidae. The record is from RefSeq and is a predicted model, not a curated record.
GGCACCCUCACUGUCCCUUGCGCGCCGCGCGCCCGCGGACUUUGUCCGCGGCUUCUCCAGAACAUCCCUCUAUGAGGGCGGGACCCUCCCACCUCGGAAGUCCUCCCGGGACCAUUGCCCAGCAGUGAGGGGCUGCCCCGCAGACAAGGCGUCCGAGUCAGGCGCCGCCCCAGGGCCCGCAGCCCAGGACCUGCUCCGGCUCCCGCUCCGCACCCUGGCAGGCUGCCCAGCCCGGGAGUGCGCACCUGCGCCCUGGGGCGGAGUCCUUAUCCCCAACCCCAGCUUGGGUGCCCACAGCCUAGCUGGGACGGGCCUCCUCCCCAUCUCCAUCCGCGACACCUGGCGGAGCGCGCGCUGAGAGCCUCCUCCAGCUUCCAUCUGUUCCUCUACGAGGGUGGGGGCCUCGGGCGGAGCUAGAGUGGUAGAUGGGCACAGACUCCCCCUCCCCCCGGCCCCUCAGGCCGGGGGUGACCUUGCCCCCUGGACCCCUCACCAUGAAUACCAAGGACACCACUGAGGUUGCUGAGAACAGCCACCACCUGAAGAUCUUUCUCCCCAAGAAGCUGCUGGAGUGUCUUCCUCGCUGUCCUCUGCUGCCUCCAGAGCGGCUACGAUGGAAUACAAAUGAGGAGAUUGCAUCCUACUUGAUCACCUUUGAGAAGCAUGAUGAGUGGCUGUCCUGUGCCCCAAAGACAAGGCCUCAGAAUGGCUCCAUCAUCCUCUACAACCGCAAGAAGGUGAAAUACCGGAAGGAUGGUUACCUCUGGAAGAAGAGGAAGGAUGGGAAGACCACCCGAGAGGACCACAUGAAGCUGAAGGUCCAGGGCAUGGAGAACCCCGACAUCGUCCUUGUGCACUAUCUGAACGUCCCAGCCCUGGAAGACUGCGGAAAGGGCUGCAGCCCCAUCUUCUGUUCCAUCAGCAGCGACCGUCGAGAGUGGCUGAAGUGGUCCCGGGAUGAGCUGUUGGGACAGCUGAAGCCUAUGUUUCAUGGCAUCAAGUGGAGCUGUGGGAACGGGGCAGAGGAGUUCUCUGUGGAACAGCUGGUGCAGCAGAUCCUGGACACCCACCCGACCAAGCCUGCACCCCGAACUCAUGCCUGUCUCUGCAGUGGGGGCCUUGGUUCUGGGAGCCUUACCCACAAAUGCAGCAGCACGAAACACCGCAUCAUCUCCCCCAAAGUGGAGCCCCAAACGUUAACCUUGACCUCUGUCCCACACCCUCACCCCCCAGAGCCUCCUCCACUGAUAGCUCCACUUCCCCCAGAGCUCCCCAAGGCACACACCUCCCCAUCUUCUUCUUCCUCCUCUUCCUCCUCCUCAGGCUUUGCCGAGCCCCUAGAAAUCAGAGCGAGCCCUCCUACCUCCCGAGGAGGUUCCUCCAGAGGAGGCACUGCUAUUCUCCUGCUGACGGGACUGGAGCAGCGGACUGGGGGCUUGACCCCCACCAGGCACUUGGCUCCCCAGGGUGAUCCCAGGCCCUCCAUGAGCUUGGCUGUAGUUGUGGGCUCUGAGCCCUCUGCCCCACCUGCUCCUCCCAGCCCUGCCUUUGACCCUGAUCGUUUUCUCAACAGCCCCCAGAGGGGCCAGACAUAUGGAGGGGGGCAGGGAGUAAGCCCAGACUUCCCUGAGGCAGAGGCCGCGCACGUCCCCUGUCCUGCCCUGGAGCCCGCUGCUGCCCUGGAACCCCAGGCAGCUGCUCGGGGUCUCCCUCCACCUUCGGGAACAGGUGGGAGAAGAGGAAACUGUUUCUUCAUCCAAGAUGAUGAUGGUGGGGAGGAAUUCAAGGCCCAGGGGACUGCCCCACCUGUACCUUCACCCCCUCCUUCACCCCCACCCUCACCUGCCCCCCUAGAGCCAGUGGGCAGGACAGGAAGAGGGGAGGCUUUGUUUGGAGGACCUGGUGGGGCCAGCGAACUGGAACCCUUCAGUCUUUCAUCAUUCCCAGACCUUAUGGGAGAACUCAUCAGUGAUGAAGCUCCAAGCAUCCCUGCCCCAGCCCCCCAGCUCUCUCCCGCCCUUAGCACCAUCACAGACUUCUCCCCAGAGUGGUCCUACCCAGAGGGUGGGGUCAAGGUGCUCAUCACGGGUCCGUGGACGGAGGCCACCGAGCAUUACUCCUGUGUCUUUGACCACAUUGCAGUGCCAGCUUCACUUGUCCAGCCUGGUGUCUUACGCUGCUACUGUCCUGCCCAUGAGGUAGGGCUGGUGUCUUUACAGGUGGCAGGGCGGGAGGGGCCCCUUUCUGCCUCUGUGCUCUUUGAGUAUCGAGCCCGCCGUUUCCUGUCGCUGCCUAGCACUCAGCUUGACUGGUUGUCCUUGGACGACAACCAGUUCCGGAUGUCCAUACUGGAGCGGCUGGAGCAGAUGGAGAAGCGGAUGGCCGAGAUUGCAGCGGCUGGGCAGGCGCCGUGCCAGGGUCCUGACAUUCCUCCAAUCCAGGAUGAAGGCCAGGGGCCUGGAUUCGAGGCACGAGUAGUGGUUUUGGUAGAGAGCAUGAUCCCACGCUCCACCUGGAGGGGUCCUGAACGCCUGGCCCAUGGAAGCCCCUUCCGAGGAAUGAGCCUUCUGCACCUGGCUGCUGCCCAGGGCUACGCCCGCCUCAUUGAGACCCUGAGCCACUGGCGGAGUGUAGAGACCGGAAGCUUGGACUUAGAGCAAGAGGUUGACCCGCUCAACGUGGAUCAUUUCUCUUGCACCCCUCUGAUGUGGGCCUGUGCCCUGGGACACCUGGAAGCUGCUGUGCUCCUCUUCCGUUGGAACCGACAGGCGCUGAGCAUUCCUGACUCUCUGGGCCGCCUGCCCCUCUCCGUGGCGCAUUCCCGGGGUCACGUGCGCCUUGCCCGCUGCCUCGAGGAACUGCAGAGACAGGAGGCUUCCGCUGAGCCCCCACUUGCCCUAUCACCACCCUCCUCCAGCCCAGACACUGGCCUGAGCAGCGUCUCCUCGCCCUCGGAGCUGUCAGAUGGCACCUGCUCUGUCACAUCGGCCUAUUCUAGUGCCCCAGAUGGCAGUCCUCCCCCUGCUCCUCUGCCAGCCUCUGCAGUUACUAUGGAGGACAUGGCCCCAGGCCAGCUCUCCUCUGGUGCCCCAGAGGCCCCCCUACUCUUCAUGGACUAUGAGGCUACCAGUCUCAAAGGGCCCCAGCCCUCACUUCGUCCUCUUCCAUCAGCCCCAGAUGAUGCGGCUGCUCCAGAGGAAGAUGACAGCCCAUCCACUGUGGAUGUGAUCCCGGUGGACAUGAUCUCCCUGGCCAAGCAGAUCAUUGAAGCCACACCAGAGCGGAUUAAACAGGAAGACUUUGUGGGGCUGCCAGAGGCAGGAGCCCCACUGCGAGAGCGAACAGGGGCCGUGGGGCUCAGUGAGACCAUGUCCUGGCUGGCCAGCUACCUGGAGAAUGUGGACCAUUUCCCCAGUUCAGCCCCUCCCAGUGAACUGCCUUUUGAGCGGGGUCGCCUGGCUAUCCCUCCAGCACCUUCCUGGGCAGAGUUUCUCUCCGCAUCUGCCAGUGGCAAGAUGGAGAGUGACUUUGCCCUGCUGACAUUAUCGGAUCAUGAGCAGCGGGAACUGUAUGAAGCAGCCCGAGUCAUUCAGACGGCUUUCCGGAAGUAUAAGGGCCGGCGGCUGAAGGAGCAACAGGAGGUGGCAGCAGCUGUGAUCCAGCGCUGUUACCGGAAGUACAAACAGCUGACCUGGAUUGCACUUAAGUUUGCACUCUAUAAGAAGAUGACCCAAGCAGCUAUCCUGAUCCAGAGCAAGUUCCGAAGCUACUAUGAACAGAAGCGAUUUCAGCAGAGCCGCCGAGCAGCCGUGCUCAUCCAACAGCACUACCGCUCUUACCGCCGCCGCCCGGGGCCUCCCCACCGGCCCACAGGGACCCUGCCUGCUCGGAGCAAAAGCUCCUUUCUCACCAAGAAGCAGGACCAGGCAGCCCGGAAGAUCAUGAGAUUCCUACGGCGCUGCCGACACAGGAUGAGGGAACUGAAACAGAACCAGGAGCUGGAAGGGCUUCCCCAACCUGGACUGGCCACUUGACCUCUCCACAGCCUCUCACCAUCCUGGGGCACUUCUUGCAGUCUUAACAGGGAGAGGCUGUCUCGGGGAAGGGGAGCUCCCAGUUGGCAGCUUUGCCCCCUUAACUUUCGUCGGAGCCCUUUACAGGUCUCCACUCUUUCCUUCUACGAAGUGCUUAACUUCCACUCCCGCCCCUCGCUCUUCACACCUUGGUCGCCCCUUCCUUUCGGCUCCUGACUCCCAAAGACCUGCACCCCACAUACCUGCAUCUUCAGCUGUGAUCUAUGGAGUCCUGCCUGCCCCUCCUCCACAGCGCCCUCCCUGCCUGCACCCGACUCAGCCCCUUCCUUGACUUGCCUUAUUUAUUUGUUUGACGCGUCUCUGAAUGUAUCCACCUCGGUCCUCACCAUUGCCUUCGUUGCGGGUUCCCUUCGUGUUUCAGGGCUGAUCACGCCCCCACCUGGCUCCGCACGUUUGUGUGUUUCCCUCCUUCUCUGCCCGUCUUCCUCCAUCACCCCGACUCUGGCCACCAACCUCGGGGCCAAAGGAAAGGGGGUGUAUAUAGGAACGCGCUGCGGAACCCCGCCCAUCCCCGGAGGGGAAGGGGCUUGUACAUAAUGUACCAUACAGAGUAUAGUGAAGAAUCUAUUUAAGGCGCCGCGGAGAGGGCUACACGGCCGGGCUUGUGGUUCCCUGGCGCGGCGGGGGGCUCUGGCCGGCUCCAAGAGCACUUUCUACGUGUGCAUGGGCUUGGUUUAUACAAAUUGCCAUUAAACAUCGCUGCACCAGCCA